AAUAGCUUACAGCACGUGGUUUCACUAAGAUGGAACAUGGAGGAGCCUACACAUCGGUGCACCGUGUGCGACAAGACAUUCAGUGAAAGGUCCAACCUGGUGAGUCAUCUGAUGAUCCAUGCCAUCGCCAGGGAGACCUUUACCUGUGAUGUCUGCGGAAAGAGCUUGGCCACUAAACCAUCGCUGGUCAGCCAUCAACAGCUACACCUGUACCCCAACAUCAUUUUGUACCGGCAAGGAGAGGCCAGGCUGUACUGUACAGAGGCAGCAAGGUCUGUGGCAGAGGCCCGCAGCAGCACUGUUGUUGACCCUAAAUGGCUGGAUCUCAAGACAGCAGAGGCGGCUGCCAAGAGGUCGGGGGCUGAGCUGUGGAAAGGUCAGCUGGUCCUCACGUUCGGGUAGUACGCCGGUCAGACCUUCAGGUGGCUUGUGGAGAAUGAUGUCGGCUGGCUGGUGUGGCUGCUGUUCCAGUACUGCCAGCAGGGAGAGCAGAACGAGCUGCUGAAGUGGCAGAAGGAGCGACUGCUCCUUCGGCCACAAGGUGACUCCUCACCUGAAAGUGCUGUCGGACGCACCGUUCCCGGAGGUUCCUGCGCUGCCAACAUCAACCCUCCACCAGACCGGCCUCAGGUCCAGUACCGGCCCAUCCAACACGA
This is a messenger RNA of Gadus chalcogrammus (walleye pollock), 656 nucleotides long. RefSeq names its product gastrula zinc finger protein XlCGF8.2DB-like. NCBI's taxonomy places the organism in Eukaryota, Metazoa, Chordata, Actinopteri, Gadiformes, Gadidae. Gene Ontology annotation, biological process: regulation of transcription by RNA polymerase II. Gene Ontology annotation, cellular component: chromosome. The coding region runs from base 37 to 402 and encodes 121 amino acids. The record is from RefSeq and is a predicted model, not a curated record. The transcript has 2 exons. Gene Ontology annotation, molecular function: chromatin insulator sequence binding.